CCGGGCUGGGGGUAUAUAUAUUGGCGGGAGGCCAGCAGCCACACGAACCCGAGCAGAGCCUGCCUGCUGUACGCCUCGCGUAGCUAACAGUGGAUUUGCAUUCUUAAGCCUUGUCUAUAUAUAGUGACUGUGGACACGACUUUUAGACCCGACUACUAACUAGCAGUCAUGGCAAUUACUACUGUAGGGCGCCAAGUGGCAGUAGCCGUGCUUUUCGUCGUCGUUGAGAGCGUUUUCGCGAGGAAUCUGAUUCCGUCCGUGUUCUACUUCAACGUAAGUGUGAGCGGGGACGGCGAGCGCGUGCUGAGCGUCGUGAAGGACGGCGUCUUCGCUCGGGAGACCUCCGUGGUGCUGCCCGAAGGGACGCCCCGCACCCCCACGGCGGACAUCAGGUUCCGCCAGGUGACCGACGGCCGGCUCUUCACGCAGGCCGUGUACGGCGGGGACGGCGUCGUCAGGGAUUGCGACGUUCGAGAAGACCGAGACGCGAUCGACGGCUUCGUCGCCUCGUUCCUUGCCGAGGACACCACGAUGACAGACGCCGCCGUCCGAAGAGGGCUCGUCUUGGGGACGGACUCGCUCCGGAGGGACUACCUCUGGACCGAGUUCUCCCCUCUGGUCGCCGACGGCAGCGAGGGCCUCGUGUCCAACAUCUUAACCCUGGUGGACUUCAAGACGGCGAAGGGGAAGUGUCGGGAGUUUGAGAAGGCUGUGAAAAGAGAGAUGCACCACCAGCAGAGGGAGAAGAGAGACCUGGGCGGCCGGACCAAGCGCGCCGGGAGCUGGCUCAUCUACCCCGGGACGAAAUGGUGUGGAGCUGGUGACAUGGCAUCCAAGUUUGAUGACUUAGGAGAGGAGGCAGAGGUGGACAAGUGCUGCCGGGAACACGACCACUGCGAACACCGCAUCCCAGGAUUCUCCUCGGCAUACGGCUUCUUCAACUACCGCUUCCACACGCUGUCGCACUGUGACUGUGAUGACAGAUUCUACAACUGCCUUCAGUCCACCAGGAAUCCUGUGGCUAACAUGGUCGGCAAGAUCUUCUUCAACGCCGGACAGCCGCCUUGCUUCGACCUCAACGAGGAGCAUGGCUGUUUGAAGCGCUCCUGGUGGGGAGGUUGCUACAAGUAUGGGAUGACCACAGUGGCUACACUGAGACAACCUAUGAAGUACGAACCGUCCAAAAUGAUUCCCCUGGGUGACAACAAAAACAACAAUAACAACGACAACAACAACAACGACAACAACAACAACAAGAACCGAUCGUCGGAGGAGAGAAGUUCCAAGAGGAGGCCAUUCAUGUCUAACACACCGAAGGCUUCAAAACGCAAAGUUAAAUCCAAGAAGAUCCUUCGUGGUCUCAUGGGGCCAACACGGAACAUCGCGAGAAAGUAUUACUAGAGUUCUUUAGUGUAGAGUAGAUUAGAUUCUUCAACAUUCUAUGAACAGAAACACUAGCGAUGAACAUUUCGAGUCACUGACACUCAAUUCACUCUCUCUCACCGUGAAAUGCCACUAUCCCUCCUGAUAUGAGCUAUGCAUAAAUGGAAUCAGCCUGUAUAAUAGCUUACUACUAUUAUUAUUAACAGUAGUAAUAUCAUAUUACGACCUGUCACCAAAAUAUCAAUAAAAUCCAGCACCUGAUAUCAUCAGUGAAAAGGUUGGGAAGUGGACAUAAUACGUGUCAUUGACAAACUUUGGUCAAAAUCAACGCGCCGUACCAACCUAUGAUUCAAAAUGGCCACCGUAUUUGGAAAAUGAAGACCGUCAAUUGUUGUCCCUGUCAUUGCUGGACAAUGUUAAGUAUAGAUCAAACUAAUAAACAUUUGUUAACACAGCAGCCAUUUUUAACGAUUUCGUUUUGAGAAAUCUUUUCAUAGCAUAAGUGAAUCAAUACUGGUUAAAUGAAUGCAUCAUUUCUUGUCGUUUUUCGUGAGUUCCGAAUAUGUUUUAUACGAGGCUCACGAGACGUUGUCAACUGAGUUACUGGUAUAUAGCGCCACACCUCCACGAGAGACUCCUGGCGAGCUGUGAUAACACUACAACAAAAGGCUAACAGUUGAUGUCUUGAUAGCCUCAAGGAGGUUAUAUGGAUGAAUAGCUUGUAUGUUCUGCUAAUAUUGUAUCAUUUUCAAGAGUUCGAUAAUGUUUCCCUACCUUAUCUACUGUAUAUGUAUUUAUUAUACUACUAUGUGAAGAUGAAAAGGCUGCUUUGUACACUUGGCUGCGAGAGAAGUAUAUUAAGGUUUGAGUGAAAUGUGCAUACAUGAACAUUUGUAUAUCGACAGCCAAAGAACCUGACUGCGUUUUGUAUACACAUGACGUACCGCACCAUAAAACCCUAGAACGCUAUUGUUAGUUGGUACCGUUUUUUCUAUUUAUUGUGUUCUGCUAUACAUGUUUCAUCAUCUAAUCGCAUGUAUGGUUUUGGGCAUAAUUUUUGUCAGCCUCUGACUAGCAUGUAACUUGGAAACAUUUCUUAGCCACACCAAACCUGCAAAUGACCUCACAUGUACUACCUCCUACCAACGUUAGAUGACGCAGCUGUUUAGUGAAGCAUCUGCAAGCUGACAUGUAGUUGUACUUGGUUUUGAUUUGUUCAAUAUGAGAGACGCUUGCCACUACCGAAGUGCUUAUUCCCAUGGGAAUGGGGCGCAUGUACACCCAUUGUAUCAUAUCAAUGUAAAUAAAUUGAUAAAGACGAACACUA
This is a messenger RNA of Branchiostoma floridae (Florida lancelet), 2710 nucleotides long. RefSeq lists its product as uncharacterized. Lineage: Eukaryota; Metazoa; Chordata; Leptocardii; Amphioxiformes; Branchiostomatidae. Gene Ontology annotation, biological process: phospholipid metabolic process; arachidonate secretion. The coding region runs from base 169 to 1401 and encodes 410 amino acids. Gene Ontology annotation, molecular function: A2-type glycerophospholipase activity. The transcript has 4 exons. The record is from RefSeq and is a predicted model, not a curated record.